This is a messenger RNA of Notothenia coriiceps (black rockcod), 5302 nucleotides long. RefSeq names its product Down syndrome cell adhesion molecule. Gene Ontology annotation, biological process: cell-cell adhesion. The record is from RefSeq and is a predicted model, not a curated record. The transcript is spliced from 22 exons. The annotation marks the transcript as partial. Gene Ontology annotation, molecular function: protein binding. NCBI's taxonomy places the organism in Eukaryota, Metazoa, Chordata, Actinopteri, Perciformes, Nototheniidae.
UCCCUGCCAUGAUCACAUCGUACCCCAACACCACGCUGGCCACUCAGGGCGAAGAGAAGAAGAUGAGCUGCACGGCCCACGGAGAGAAGCCCAUCAUGGUGCGCUGGGAGAAGGAGGAACGCAUCAUCAACCCGGAGACCAGCCGCUACGUGGUUUCUGUCAAGGAGGUGGGCGAUGAAGUCAUCUCCACCCUGCAGAUCAUGCCCACAGUGAGGGAGGACUCUGGCUUCUUCUCUUGUCAUGCCAUUAACUCGUUUGGAGAAGACAGAGGAAUCAUUCAGCUCACAGUGCAAGAGCCCCCGGACCCCCCAGAGGUGGAGAUCAGAGAGGUGAAGGACAGGACCAUUGCACUGCGCUGGACUAUGGGUUUCGAUGGCAACAGCCCAAUCACAGGCUUCGAUAUUGAGAGCAAGAACAAAUCAGCCUCCUGGGAUACGGCUCAGAAGACCAAAGAUGUCUCACCUCAGCUCAACCAGGCCACCAUCAUCGACCUGCACCCCUCCUCCACCUACAACAUCCGCAUGUUCGCCAAGAACCUGAUCGGCAAGAGCGAGGCCAGCAACGAGCUCACCAUUACCACGGACGAAGCCGCUCCUGACGGACCGCCUCAGGACGUGCAGCUGGAAGCCUUCUCCUCUCAGAGCAUCAGAGUCGCUUGGAGGGCCCCGAAGAGGCACCUGCAGAACGGGGCCAUCAAAGGCUACCAGGUGGGCUACAGGGAGUACAGCUCGGGGGGGAACUACCAGUUCAGUGUGAUCAGCGUGGAGACCACAGGAGACAACGCAGAGAGCCUGGUGCUGGACAACCUGAAGAAGUUCACCCAGUAUGGAGUGGUGGUGCAGGCCAGCAACAGCGCAGGGACGGGCCCCUCCUCCACAGAGGUGGCUGCCACCACGCUGGAAGAUGUGCCCAGUCGCCCUCCAGAGAACGUCCAGGCCCUAGCCUCGUCUCCGGAGGUCAUCUCUCUGUCCUGGCUGACGCCCCCCAAAGACGCUCUGAACGGAAACCUGUUGGGCUUCAGGGUCAUCUACUGGGCCAACCUUCCUGAUGGAGAGCUGGGAGAGAUCAGGAACGUGACCACCUCUAAGCCCUCUCUGGAGCUGGACGGACUGGAGAAGUACACCAACUACAGUAUACAGGUGCUGACCUUCACCAGAGCGGGAGACGGAGUCCGCAGUGAGCAGAUCUACACCCGCACCAAGGAGGACGUUCCCGGGCCUCCGGCGGGGGUGAAGGCAGCAGCUGCUUCUAACUCCGUGGUGUUUGUGUCCUGGCUUCCUCCUCUCAAAGUGAACGGCAUCAUCAGGAAAUACACCGUGUUCUGCUCCAACCCACACCCCACGGUGAGCAGUGAGUUUGAGGCGGCUCCAGAUGUGUUCUUCUACCGCAUCCCCAACCUGAGCAGGAACCGUCAGUACAGCAUCUGGGUGGUGGCCGUCACCGCCGCCGGCCGGGGGAACGCCAGUGACAUCAUCACUGUCAAACCCAUGGCUGAGGCUCCGGCUCGGAUCCUGACCUUCAACAGGACAGUCACCACCCCCUGGAUGAGGGACAUCGUGCUGCCGUGUAAAGCGGUGGGAGAUCCAUCUCCAACCAUCAAGUGGCUGAAGGAGAUCAACGGAACCCCAGCACCUGUUGUGAUUGACAGCCGGCGCAGCGUCCAUGGUAACGGCAGCCUCGUUAUUCGCACGGUGAAAGCAGAGGAUUCUGGGAACUACACUUGCGUGGCCAGUAACAGCUUCGGUUCAGAAAAGAUCGUCCUCAACCUGCAGGUCCAAGUUCCACCGGACCAGCCUCGCCUCACAGUAACAAAGACAACCACCACGUCAAUAACCCUCUCCUGGAUCCCUGGGGACAACGGAGGCAGCUCCAUCAGAGGCUACAUCCUGCAGUACUCGGAGGAUAACAGUGAGCAGUGGGGGAACUUUCCCAUCAGCCCCAGUGAGCGCUCCUACAGACUGGAGAACCUCAAGUGUGGAACCUGGUACAAGUUCACACUCACUGCCCAGAAUGCAGUUGGGCCAGGGCGCAUCAGUGAGAUCAUUGAAGCAAAGACCCAUGGGAAAGAGCCUCAGUACUCUAAAGAGCAGGAGCUGUUCACCAGCAUCAACGCCACUCGGGUGAAGCUCAACCUGAACGGCUGGAACAACGGUGGCUGCCCCAUCACCUCCUUCACCCUGGAGUACCGGCCGAUGGACGCGCCCUCCUGGACCACGGCGCAGCGCACAUCCCUCACCAAGAGCUACAUCCUGUACGACCUGCAGGAGGCCAGCUGGUACGAGCUGCAGAUGAAGGUCUACAACAGCGCCGGAUACGCUGAGAAGAGAGUCAAGUUUUCAACUCUCAGCUACGAUGGCAGUACGAUCGCACCUUUGGUGAAGGCCCCCAACGUAAGUGAGGACCACUCUGGAGGCGGCGAGGGCUUAAAGAUGAUGGUGACUAUUUCCUGUGUGUUGGUGGGCAUCGUUGUAAUCUUCAUCGGGCUGCUGGUGCUGAGGAGGAGGAGGAGGGAGCAGAGGCUGAAGAGGCUCAGAGAUGCUAAAAGUUUGGCUGAGAUGUUAAUGAGUAAAAACACACGUCCGGCAGAGCCAGUCAACAAACAGCAACAGACGCUCCGCAUGCACAUCGACAUCCCCAGAGCCCAGCUGCUGAUCGAGGAGAGAGACACCAUGGAGACUGUUGAUGACAGGUCCACUGUGUUACUGACCGAUAACGACUUCGGGGAAACCCAGAAACAGAAGUCCUCCACAGUCACUCACACGGUCCACUAUCAGUCCCUGUCCCAGGCCACCGGCCCCCUGGUGGACGUGUCUGACGCCAGACCAGGAACCAACCCUACGGCCCGCCGCACAGCCAAAGCCGGCCCGGCCGCUCGCAACCGCUACGCCAGCCAGUGGACCCUGAACCGCCCCCACCCCCCGGUCUCCUCCCACACUCUCAGCACAGACUGGAGGCUGCCCACCCCCAGAGUGGCAGGCUCUGUGGACAAAGAGAGUGACAGCUACAGCGUCAGCCCAUCUCAGGACACAGACCGCGCGCGGAGCAGCAUGGUGUCCACAGAGAGCGCGUCCUCCACCUACGAGGAGCUGGCCAGAGCCUACGAGCACGCCAAGAUGGAGGAGCAGCUGCGCCAUGCCAAGUUCACCAUCACCGAAUGCUUCAUCUCUGACACUUCCUCAGAGCAGAUGACGGCAGGCACCAACGACUACACUGACAGCCUGACCUCCAGCACACCGUCCGAAUCAGGCAUCUGCCGCUUCACUGCCUCCCCGCCCAAGCCUCAGGAUGUCAGCCGGGUCAUGAACAUGGCCGCGCCCAAGGCCCACAGACCGGGGGGCGAGCUGGUUCACCUUCCUCCAUACCUGCGCAUGGACUUCCUGUUAAACCGAGGCAUGUCCUGCUCGGGCUCCUCCAGGGGGACAGCGAGCGGGGAGCGGGCGGCCAUGGGUCAGGCCUGUCUGGAGCCCCAGAAAAGCCGCUCUCUGAAGCGGCCCUCUCGCAUGGCGCCCCCGACCCCUACAGAGGCCCCUCAGGCCAGCAGGGACCAGGCGGCCCAGUGGCAGCCUGGCUCCGCAGCCACGCUCCCCCACAGAGAGGGCUCGGAGCCGGCCCAGGCCGCCAAGCUCAGCACCUCCCAGGAGUCCCUGCUGGACUCGCGGGGACAUCUCAAACAGAGCAGCAACCCCUACGCAAAGUCCUACACGCUGGUAUAACAGCAGGGACCCGAGGGCAGGACUACGACUCGAACACUGGACUUAACACUCAAGUGCAGUAAAAUGACCUUCACCACGCAGUUCUGUACAUACGUCCACCCUCCUCCAAGGAGGGGGGGGGGUCACUUUUACUAAUCUCCUUUUAUUUAUUUUAGAGCUUUCUUUUAUUUCUUCUUUGUAUUUCUUUUUUUGUUUCACUUGAGAAAGAAUGCACUCAUCGGAAACGACUCCAGCCGGAGUUUUGCCAAACUAAUUGAGGUAGCAUUAUUUAUUCUUGAGUAUUGUUAAUUCUUUAUAAUUAAUAAGUGAUUCUUAAUUGUUAGUUGUCAGCUAUUAAUGAUCAUUAAUUAUCGAUAACCAAAUGAUCUAUUCUUAACAUUAACACACAGUUUCAUAAAAACCCGGACAUCUUUUUUUUUCCUGGCGUGGAAGAUGACGAUUUGGAGUCAUUUUUUUCCUAUGGAAUAUCCUUCUGAAACACUGAACCAAACUCGGGAGAAAUCUUUGAAUGAAAGCAAUUGACACCAGUCCAAACUUUUCAGCUGCUCUCAAAUUGUUACUUUUUUUGAAUAAAAAAAAAAUCUAUUUCCUAUGGAUGCAUGGGGACUGACCAACUAAAAGACAAUGAGGAUUACGAUCGUGGCUGGACGGCCCAGUCAGCAUUUUGUCACACUAUGAAAUGAUCCAAUGUGAAGAUUUAUUAUUCUUAUUACUAUAAAUAUAUAUAUAAAAAGAGAAAUCACUUUUAUUUGUGGAUAUUACAGGGAAUAAUUGAUUUGGUUAAUAAAGUCCUUAGUCAUGUUUGCACAUAUCUCGUUUUAAUUAGGAAAUGGAGUCUCUGUUGAUCUUUCUCUGUGUCCCAUUCUCUGAUGGUGCAAUAUGAAAAAAGAUAUGAAAAGUAUAUGAAAACUAUUGCUCUAUACUGUACUGUAAUGAUGAAAAUAACUAUGUUGUGAGUAUACUUACAGGGCCGGACACACUCCAGCUAUGUAUUCAGGUGUAGUUUACCACUGCUUGUUUGGUGGUAAAUGAUGUUAGCUAGAAUAGGGAGGGUUUAGAGAACUAAUGGUUUGCACUUCACAACACCCCGACUCAAGUGUGUCCAGAUAGAUCCCCUUACUCUCAGUGCACUAGGUAGAGUCUUCAUGGCUCUCACACUCCUCAGUAGAUUUACUGUCGCUGCAUUGCAGUGACGCUCCUCUACAGGGAAAAAAAAAACGUGAGACAAUCCAGCAGAAUCCCCCUUCAAACCAAACCUAUAAUGUCUAUGGGAAAUAUCUGAAAAAAAGAAGAAAAAAAGUGGAUAUACGUAAGAAUCUGUUUUUGUUCCUGUCUACCCCGUUUCUGUUCUCUCUGUUUCUUUGAGUUAGUCUGAAGGGAGUUUGAUCCAAAAUGCUGUGAGGUCAUUAUGUCAGUUUCUAUGAUGAGUUUCUAUGAUUAACUGUCUUCAUUAUGAUUAUACAUUUUAACGGAAAGAAAAUGUCACUUUUUAUUUUUAACAUGAGUGUUCACCAUGGUGGCACUGAAAUAAAGAGAAACUAACACAAAGUUCAAAUUUGGUUAAUAAAAUGGCUGUUCCCCAAAGUGUC